Mesoplodon densirostris (Blainville's beaked whale) is the source of this 3280-nucleotide messenger RNA. RefSeq names its product ankyrin repeat domain 24 (gene ANKRD24). The coding region runs from base 1 to 3264 and encodes 1087 amino acids. NCBI's taxonomy places the organism in Eukaryota, Metazoa, Chordata, Mammalia, Artiodactyla, Ziphiidae. Gene Ontology annotation, molecular function: actin binding. The transcript is spliced from 22 exons. The record is from RefSeq and is a predicted model, not a curated record.
AUGAAGACCCUCCGGGCACGAUUUAAGAAGACAGAGCUGCGGCUCAGCCCCACUGACCUUGGCUCCUGCCCACCCUGCGGCCCCUGCCCCAUCCCGAAGCCGGCAGCCAGAGGCAGGCGCCAGAGCCAGGACUGGGGCAAAAGUGACGAGCGGCUGCUGCAGGCCGUGGAGAACAAUGAUGCCGCACGGGUGGCCUCCCUCAUUGCCCGCAAGGGGCUGGUGCCCACGAAGCUGGACCCCGAGGGCAAGUCCGCAUUCCACCUGGCGGCCAUGAGGGGUGCAGCCAGCUGUCUAGAGGUGAUGCUGACACACGGCGCCAACGUUAUGAGCACGGAUGGGGCAGGUUACAGUGCCCUCCACCUGGCCGCCAAGUAUGGGCACCCUCAAUGCUUGAAGCAACUACUGCAGGCAUCCUGCGUGGUGGAUACUGUGGACAGUAGUGGGUGGACGGCCCUGCAUCACGCAGGUGGCCAUGCCCUUCCUACCCACCUUUCUCUCUCUCCAGCCGCUGGCGGCUGCAUCUCCUGCUCAGAAAUGCUGUGCUCUUUCAAGGCACAUCUGAAUCCCCGAGAUCGGCUGGGUACAACACCCCUCAUCAUAGCAGCUCAGAUGUGUCACACAGAUCUGUGCCGCCUUCUCCUGCAGCAAGGGGCUGCUGCAAAUGACCAGGACCUUCAGGGCAGGACGGCCCUGAUGCUGGCCUGUGAGGGAGCCAGCCCCGAAACAGUGGAGGUGCUGCUGCAGGGUGGGGCCCGGCCGGGCAUCACUGAUGCACUGGGCCAGGACGCUGCUCACUACGGCGCCCUGGCAGGGGACAAACUCAUCCUACACCUCCUGCAGGAGGCCGCCCAGCGCCCCUCACCACCCAGCGCCCUCUCAAAGGAUGACUCAGGCGAGGCAUCAUCUCAGAACUCUGUGUCCAGCCAUGAAAAGCAAGGGGCCCCCAAGAAGCGAAAGGCACCUCAGCCCCCUGCCAAUAUCCCGAUGCCGGAUGAUCAAGAUGCCUAUGAGGAGAUCGUGCGGCUGCGACAGGAGAGGGGCCGCCUGCUGCAGAAGAUCCGGGGCCUGGAGCAGCACCAGGAACGGAGGAAGCAGGAGCUGCCAGAGGCGGAGGCCAGCUCCCUCCACAGCCUGGAGAGACAGGUGCAAGAGCUACAGCAGCUGCUGGCAGAGAAGCAGGAGGAGAAGGAGAGUCUAGGACGGGAGGUGGAAAGUUUGCAGAGCAGGCUGUCCCUGCUGGAGAAUGAGAGGGAGAACACCAGCUAUGACGUGGCCACCCUGCAGGACGAGGAGGGUGAGCUGCCCGACUUCCCAGGGGCUGAGGCGCUGCUCUCCAAGCACCUAAGCCCAUCGGCCCAGGAGCUCUUGGCCUCGCUGCAGGAGCAGGUGGCCACGCUCACCAGACAGAACCAGGAACUGAUGGAGAAGGUCCAGAUCCUGGAGCACUUCGAGAAGGACGAGAUGGAGGCUGACAGUCUGGCCGAGGUCGUCCCUCUGGUGCUGUACGACUCUCUCCGGGCUGAGUUUGACCAGCUCCGCAGGCAGCAUGCCAAGGCCCUGCAGGCGCUGGAGCAGCAGGAAGCACAGGAGGGCCCUGGAGAAGAGGCAGCCCCUAGGGAGGGCAACGGCCCAGGAGCCAAGACCGCUAGAAACGGACCAGUGGAAACAGAGCUUAACGGCACUGCAGCUCCGGAAACCAGAAUUAAUGGAGCUGAGAGCACAGAUGAGGAGGCUGCGGGAGUAGAAACCACGGAAGCCAGAGCUUUGGAAGCAGCAUCCAUGGUGGCUGAGGCCACGGAAACAAGACCCACGGACGCUGAGGCCACGGAAACAGAGGGUGUGGGCGCCGAGUGCGUGGAAACAAAGGCCACAGGAGCUGAGGUCACAGAAACGAAAACUCUAGAAGAAGGAGGAAACUCAGAAGCAAAGGCCACGGGAGCAGAGUCCACAAAUAUGAAAACAGAGGAACCAGAAUGGAAGGCCAGUGGAACAGGUGCUGUGCAGGAAGAGCUCACAGGCACAGGGACCACAAAAACGGAGGCCAUGGGAGUGGAGGCCACGACCCCCAGGGUCACCACAGGCCCUGCCCUGCACCCCAGUGCUGCCGAGCUGGAGGCGGCCCACGGCAAGUGCGAGCCUGCGGAGGCCGAGGGUAGUGGGACUGGCGGUGACACAGGCCAGCUGCGGGCCGCCCUGGAGCAGGCCCGGGAGGACCUCCGAGACCGGGACUGCCGCCUCCGGGAGCUGGAAGCGGCCUCGGUGCGGCUGGACGAGGCCCAGGCCGGCCGGCUGUUGGCCGAGGAGGAGGCUCGGGGCCUGCGGGCAGAGCUGGCCCAGCGGGAGGAGUUGCGGCUGGAGCUGAGCCGGGAGCUGCAGGCCCUCCGGGAGCAGCUGGCUACGGCCGCAGCCGCCGGGGAGCAGCAGCGGGCCACAGCCAUCAAGCUGGGCCAGGCGCGGGACGUGGCUGAGGCCCGGGCUGCUGAGCUGGCCGCGGCCUGUGAGGAGGCUCGGCGGGGCCUGGUGGAAUUGCGUGAGGCCUCCGAGGUGCUCCGCCAGUCAGUGGUGCCGGCCUCGGAGCAUCACCGUCUGCAGGAGGAGGCCCUGGAGUUGCGGGGCCGGGCGGCCAGCCUGGAGCAGGAGGUGGUGGCCACGGGCAAGGAGGCCGCCCGUCUGCGGGCAGAGCUGGAGCGCGAGCGUGUGGGCAGCGUGGCCCGCCUGGAGCACGAGCGCAUCGUGGAUGCCCUGCAGGCCGACGUGGCCCGGCUGCAGGGGCAGCUGGAGGAGCUGGGGCGACGCCACGAGAAGACCAGCGCCGAGGUCUUCCAGGUGCAGCGGGAGGCGCUAUUCAUGAAGAGUGAACGGCACGCGGCCGAGGCCCAGCUGGCCACCGCGGAGCAGCAGCUGCGGGGGCUACGUACUGAGGCCGAGCGGGCACGCCAGGCCCAGAGCCGUGCCCAGGAGGCCCUGGAGAGCGCCAAGGAGAAGGACAAGAAGAUCACAGAGCUGUCCAAGGAAGUCUUCAGUCUUAAGGAGGCACUGAAGGACCAGCCGGGAGCCCCAGGCUCCUUGGAGGUGGAGACCCUUCGGGGCCAGGUGAAGGCUCUACGGGAGCAGCUGGAGGAAGCUGCCAGGGACCACAGUGCAGUGGUGGCCUUGUACAGGAGCCACCUCCUCUACGCCAUUCAGGGUCAGAUGGAUGAAGACGUACAGCGGAUUCUGAGUCAGAUCCUGCAGAUGCAAAGACUCCAGGCCCAGGGCCGCUGAGAUCAGGGCACUGCCC